CCGUCACCAAACAAAUGUUCCCAAGCUCCAACUCCUCCAUUAGUUAAGCUUUCCCUUCCUUUCCAAGUGCCAAUAAAAACCUCAGCCAGUAGCUUCGACCCCUCUCAGGUCUACCUCGCCUUUCAUACUCAUUUCUUGAAUUCAUGGCGUCUUUUAUGUUCUUGCUCUUCUUUUGUAUCUCCAUUCCAUUUCUCUCUGUUUCGUCUUCACAGAUUGUUCUUCCUCUGAGUCACUCUCUGGUAAAUACCCAAUUUAACAAUACUCAUCACCUUCUCAAAUCCUCCUCUGUUCAGUCCACCACCAGAUUCCGCAACCACCACCAUGGCCAUCUUCCACGCCGCCAAAUCUCUCUCCCUCUCGCUCCCGGUAGCGACUACGUCCUCACCUUGUCUCUCGGCUCUGACCCAGCUCAAACCAUCUCCCUUUACAUGGACACGGGUAGCGACCUCGUCUGGUUCCCCUGCGCCCCUUUCGAAUGCAUACUCUGCGAAGGCAAAUACGAUACCUCCGCCACCACUCCUCCUCCUAACGUCUCUUCCUCUGCUUUUGUCCCCUGUAACUCCCCUUCUUGCUCCGCUGUCCACUCAUCCCUCCCAUCCUCUGACCUCUGUGCAAUCUCUCGCUGCCCACUCGUGACCAUUGAAACCUCGGAUUGCUCUUCCUUCGCUUGCCCACCUUUCUACUACGCUUACGCCGACGGCAGCUUCAUUGCCCGUCUAUACCGCGACAGUAUAUCGAUACCAAUGUCAUCUCCUUCGCUUCGCCUCAAAAAUUUCACCUUCGGGUGUGCUCACACCGCACUCGCAGAACCAAUCGGCGUGGCUGGUUUCGGCCGAGGCGCUCUCUCUUUGCCAGCACAGCUAGCUAAUCUCUCCCCCCAACUCAGUAGCUCGUUCUCUUACUGUUUGGUUUCUCACUCCUUCAAUGAGCAGAAAUUUCAUCGGCCUAGCCCAUUAAUUCUUGGCCGUUACUCUCUGAAUGAUGAAGAGAAGAAGCAAUCUGUCGAUGGGGAAAGUGACUUUCAGUAUACAAAAAUGCUUGACAACCCCAAAUACCCAUACUUCUACUGCGUUGGGCUUGAAGCAGUCUCAGUCGGAGGGAGUAGAAUUCCGGCACCGGAGAUAUUAAAGAGAGUGAAUAGUAAAGGCGAUGGUGGGAUGGUGGUGGAUUCCGGCACCACAUUUACAAUGCUACCGGCGAAGCUGUAUGAAGCAGUGGUGGCAGAGUUCGACCACCGAGUCGGCCGGGUUUACAAGCGGUCGAGAGAGACAGAAGACCAGACGGGGCUCAGUCCGUGUUAUUACAUUGAUGACUCGGUGAAUAAGGCGGCGUUUGCGAAGGUGCCGAAGUUGGCACUGCACUUCGUAGGGAACGCAACUGUUGUUCUACCGACCAGGAAUUACUUCUAUGGGUUCACCAACGGUGGUGAUGGAGUGGGUAAAAAGAGGAAGGUGGGGUGUUUGAUGUUGAUGAACGGUGGAAUUGAUGCGAAUUCAGGUGGGCCCGCGGCUUUGCUGGGGAACUACCAGCAGCAAGGUUUCGAAGUGAUGUACGAUUUGGAAAAGGGUAGGGUUGGGUUCGCCCGGAAGCAAUGCUCUACCCUUUGGGAUAGUCUGAACCGGGGACGCUAACCUACGCUGGUUCUCUCUACCUUUGCCAAAGGGGUUGACUUUAACACUUAAAAGUCGAAAGCGGGC
Telopea speciosissima is the source of this 1697-nucleotide messenger RNA. Its product is annotated as probable aspartyl protease At4g16563. Bases 144 to 1631 code for a protein of 495 amino acids. The transcript has 3 exons. NCBI's taxonomy places the organism in Eukaryota, Viridiplantae, Streptophyta, Magnoliopsida, Proteales, Proteaceae. The record is from RefSeq and is a predicted model, not a curated record. Gene Ontology annotation, biological process: proteolysis. Gene Ontology annotation, cellular component: plant-type cell wall. Gene Ontology annotation, molecular function: aspartic-type endopeptidase activity.